CCCAUGGCUCCGCCGUCGAGUGUUGUGUCCCGUCGCAAAUCUUGAGCCGGGUACAUUCAAUAAGAAUGGCCGGGGAUCCUCAAGACUCCAGGAUAAGGUUGGAGCCCGACAGAGUGUUCAGUCUUUUUGCUGAGGUCGCGCUGCCGACGCAAAAUAAUGAGCAGCCGUGGGUGCUCCGGACUUUUCCUCAAAAUUUUGACAAGCAUCAGAUUCUCAAAAUGGUCGCACAGUCAGCCGUUCCCGUAUCGGCCGAGCAUGCCGCCUCAAUUUGUCAGGGCAUGGUCACUCAUUUUUCCUUUGUCAUCACUGCUGUCGACUCAAAGUGGAGCUUCGGUUUUGUGCGGCAUACGCCUCAGGCCCCUACAUGCCUGGUUCUAGUCUCUGACCUCCCUUGGCAUGACACGUUUUAUCGUCUUCUGAAUCACAUCGCCGACUUGACUGCGAAACGAGAAGACUUUCUGGCGGAGGAUUUUCUUGAUAAUCUAUACAGAGCGGCCGUCCCUCAGCCGGGAUUUCAACUGUUGAUAAACUAUAAUCAUGGACGGUCCGCCUGGUCCUGUAUCACCUGUGAUCAUACAGCAACACCUUCGAUCCCGGAGGAUCGAAAUCUUACCGAAUAUUAUAACGCUUGCGAUCAUAAUAUUAUGAUCCAGAUAUUCACUGCGAUGUUGCAUGAAAGAAGGAUUGUCAUUGUGUCCAGACGUUUGAAUCGAUUGUCCUCGUGUGUUCAAGCCGCCAAUUUGUUAAUAUAUCCCAUGCAGUGGCAACACCUUUUCAUACCGGUUCUUCCGUUGGGACUCGUGGACACCCUCAACGCACCAAUGCCUUAUCUGAUUGGUGUGCCCUCUUCGACAUGGGAACGCGUCCGUCAGUCAGAGAUGGGUGAUGUCGUCAUCUAUCACGCGGACCAGAAUGUUUUUACGAACCCGUUCCAUGACCGGCUACCUCAGGACUUGGAACAAAGCUUGAAACACAAGUUGAAGAUACCUGACGCUCAAUUAGGUGAUAAUUUUGCUCAGGCAUUCAUGCACAUCCUCGUCGUACUCAUUGGCGAUUAUCGUUCCGGCUUCUGGAUCAACCCCCAAACCGGAAGUGUGGAUUUCGACAGGGAGCGUUUCUUGUUGUCCCAACCCUCGUCGUUGCGACCUUUUCUUGAAGGAAUGCUCCAGCUGCAGAUUUUCGCUGAAUUUGUAGAAAAUAGAAUGCGUAGAGUGAACGAGCCCAACAUGGAUCGCUUCGAACUAGACGCUGCCAUUUUCAAGAAAAAUCCUCAUAAGUUCAAGUACAAGGAGUGGCUCCAACAGAAACCCGCCUCAGCAGUACGCUCCGCAUACAAGCAAGUGAAGCAAACCGGAAAUCUGGUCAAAGAUAAGGGCAAGAAAGCCUACAAAGAGAUUCAGACCAAGAUAAACAGCGCAGGUACGCACGAAAAGUUCCCGCGACGGCAUUCCGGUGUGCCUCCGACCUUGCAACGGAUGCAUACUUCGCCCAGUAUCAGGUUGGGUCCACCCGAGCGUCCACCCCCUCCUGAGCGACCCAUUCCCCCUCGGAGGCCGACUUCUCCCCCUCCGGCAGUCCCUGUCGUGAACGAUCUUAUUUGCCUCGAAGAUUCACCGCAGAAGAGUUACGCUCCGGAAGGUUUCGAAGACAGAUUCGUUCUACCCACACAAAACGGCAAUGGCGCGUCACAACUCUUGAGUAGUUCAGCUCUGCUGUUCCAUCAUUCCGCAUCCGACAACGUUCUGAACACUAGACGCUAUUCCAUGGAUUUCGAUUACGGAGGAGAGCCGCAGGAGUACCUGACAAAAAUCACGAAUGGGCUCCGAAUAUCGUCAGAGCCAAGCCAAGUAAAUCCCGCGAGGGUCCGAAGCGCUACCCGAGCGGGCUUGCCGAUUCUGCAACCUCCACCACGGAAGGCGGACCUCAAGAGACCUUCUCAUCACCCUCCGCGACCGCCUCGAGGGAGCGCACUCCAUCUCUUGAACGACGAAACAAGAUUAGGACAGCCUCCUCCUGUUUGGGCACCUAGUAGACCGCCAACCAAUCCUUUCGCCAAUCCAAUAUGA
This is a messenger RNA of Galendromus occidentalis (western predatory mite), 2066 nucleotides long. Its product is annotated as DENN domain-containing protein 1B. Gene Ontology annotation, cellular component: intracellular membrane-bounded organelle; cytosol. Gene Ontology annotation, biological process: endocytic recycling; endocytosis. Gene Ontology annotation, molecular function: phosphatidylinositol phosphate binding; guanyl-nucleotide exchange factor activity. Bases 66 to 2066 code for a protein of 666 amino acids. The transcript is spliced from 10 exons. NCBI's taxonomy places the organism in Eukaryota, Metazoa, Arthropoda, Arachnida, Mesostigmata, Phytoseiidae. The record is from RefSeq and is a predicted model, not a curated record.